Brienomyrus brachyistius is the source of this 4865-nucleotide messenger RNA. It is a transcript of the gene lhx6a, whose product is annotated as LIM homeobox 6a. Bases 431 to 1558 code for a protein of 375 amino acids. Gene Ontology annotation, biological process: forebrain neuron development; neuron differentiation; regulation of transcription by RNA polymerase II. Gene Ontology annotation, molecular function: DNA-binding transcription factor activity, RNA polymerase II-specific; RNA polymerase II transcription regulatory region sequence-specific DNA binding. Gene Ontology annotation, cellular component: nucleus. The transcript has 9 exons. The record is from RefSeq and is a predicted model, not a curated record. NCBI's taxonomy places the organism in Eukaryota, Metazoa, Chordata, Actinopteri, Osteoglossiformes, Mormyridae.
GGUGCUCUGCACUGGCUGUCUCGCGCUCUCCAGGAGAUUGAGAGCAGACCUGCCAGUCCCUCGACUUCACCUAUUUCCUGUAGUCAGCAAUCCCACUCCAAAAGGGAAAAAAAGUGGAAGGAAGAAUUUUACAAACUGUUCUAAAUAAGGCGCUCUGAAAAACAACCCCCUACUUGGCCGCCUGCUGUCCAUCCCAUCCGAGCCUCACAGUUUAUGCUUCGAUUAGCCCUGGAAGCUACAGUCGCACUUUCAGAGAGGAAAAGCACAUCCCGGGCUCCCCUGCUACCCCGAUGUGUCCGAAGAAGUAUGACAUGAAGGAUACAACUGCGGCAUUUCUUUUCAAUUGAGAGUUGUCAUUACUUCGCAGCGCAUAACUGCCCUGGGCUACUACCUUCGGUCGGUAGACUGGCAUCAUUUGGGAGUGUUUUUCAUGUAUUGGAAAAAUGAAGUUUUGGCCCCUCUUCCAGAGGGAAAUCAAUUUUUAUCCAAAGGAAUACCCACGAAAGAGGUGAUUUCUCCGGAAAAGCAGAGUACUACGGUAUCCUCACACUGUGUGGAAGCCAAGCAACCACUGAUAAUGUCUCACUCAGACGGAGAAUCUCACAGGUCGAAUAUGGAAAAGGACGAUCCGCGAUCUUCGCCGACUCCUCCGUCUACGCCGUCGAUAUGUUCCCCGACGUCGUCUUCGUCCUCCGUACCGUCGACUGGGAAAAACGUGUGUGCGAGCUGUGGGCUGGAGAUCCUCGACAGAUAUCUACUCAAGGUGAAUAACUUAAUCUGGCACGUGAGGUGCCUGGAGUGCUCCGUUUGCAGGACGUCAUUGCGUCAACACAGCAGCUGCUACAUAAAAAACAAGGAGAUCUUCUGUAAAAUGGACUAUUUCAGUAGGUUUGGUACAAAGUGCGCCCGCUGUGGGCGACAGAUCUACGCCAGUGACUGGGUGCGCCGGGCGAGGGGCAACGCGUACCACUUGGCUUGCUUCGCCUGCUUCUCCUGCAAACGGCAGCUCUCCACGGGGGAAGAGUUCGGCCUGGUCGAAGAGAAGGUCCUCUGUCGGAUCCACUACGACACCAUGGUGGAAAACUUCAAACGGGCAGCAGAGAGCGGGAGUGGCAUUACGCUGGAGGGAGCAGUGCCGUCAGAGCAGGACAGCCAGCCCAAACCGGCGAAACGGGCCCGCACCUCCUUCACGGCCGAGCAGCUACAGGUGAUGCAGGCGCAAUUUGCACAGGACAACAACCCAGACGCUCAGACACUGCAGAAGCUGGCCGACAUGACGGGGCUCAGCAGACGGGUCAUACAGGUCUGGUUUCAAAACUGCAGAGCAAGACACAAAAAGCACACUCCCCAGCACAGCGGCCCCCCCCAAGGCCACCCUCAAUCUCGGAUGCCCCCUUCCUUGCCGGACGACCUGCAUUACUCUCCUUUUGGCAGCCCAGAGAGAGCACGCAUGGUGGCCCUGCACGGAUACAUCGAGAGUCACCCCUUCUCCGUGCUGACGACACAGAGCCUUUCUCACCAGGCCAUGACUCUGCCCCAGCUACCCCUCAGUCGCUAGCACCCGUCAGACUGACCCCUGAACUCUGCCCUCCGGAUACUGACUGCUCCCCCCCCACCCCAUGAAGUUCUUGUGGGAAACGGAGGACGUGUCUGGCUGAAUAACAACUAGAGAAAAUGCUUUUGAUUUUCCAGCUGACCGAAUGCAAGCAAGGUUCUUACCUGUGUCCGCAGCUUGGGAUUGAUUCUUCGCUUGGUUCACUGGACAGGGUGAAUUCGUCUGUGGAGAACCUCCCCCGUUCCGAAGAGUACUUGUGUUGAGGCUGGUGAAAAGGUCCAUACCAAAUGUACAUCGCCCUUUGGAGCUCAGGAUUUUCAGCUUUGCUGAAAAUCCCCCCCUGCCCCCACCCCUGAUUCUGGGGGAAACUCUAAUCCAAGUAGUGAAGAUUGUUGUUUUUCGUGCACUGCCAUUAAUCUAGAGAAGAAGUGAUAAGGACAAAGGACGAUAAAUGUAAUAACAGCUGCCUUGGCAAAAGACCACCAGGUAAGACACCCCCCCCCCCCCCCUCGUCAUUUUAAAUGCUUCAUUGUGGAGUGUUUAACUGAAGAACCCUAUGAGAACCAAGAUUUAGUUAAUCGAGAGUUAAAUGUCGCUUCAGACAUUAUCUUCGAAGGACUUACUACAAAUGCUAAAAGAUCCCAUAUUAUGGGUGACGCAGGCAGUUUGUCUCUCGUCCACAUGGAUGGCACUUAAACAUGUAUCCUUCGUUUGCUGUUCCCCGACUAAACAGUUUUGUCUUUAAUUUGCCCACAAUGCUUCGCUCUUUGCUGUUCUUUCAUUUAUUUCUUAUUCAUUGUGUUCCGUCUCUGCCCUUGCCUGAAAUGAAAAGGCUCCUUUCGGUCAGUGGGUGUUUUUUCGGGGCUUGCAGUUGCUUGCAGACAGAUCACUGUUGAGGCAUCUGGCUAAAAAGGAUAUGUAUAUGUGCAUUUUGUUUAGAUUUCAUUUUUCACAUGUAACCUUUAUGAAAUGGGCUAAAUGUCAUCUCCAAACAUUUCCCUUAAACACUAGCGUCUCCAGAUGUCAGUAUGACCACAUUUCUCCCAAAUGUUACAGAUCAGGCUGCGAUAUUCAUUUCUUUAUUGUACAUGUUACCAAUGAGGUUGGAGGUGAAUUUAUUGGGAACUGCAAUACAUAAUUUUUUUAAAUAUAUGUAAAUAUAAUACAUACAAAAAACAUACAUACAAACUUGAAUACAAGACACAGCAGAGUGUGGAUAUGCUAAUGAUGACCAUUAGUCACAUGAGAUAGAAUGGGAAAUAUGAAUCAGAUAAAUGUAUUCUAUAUAAUUUUGAAGACCCUGCUGUUUAGAGAGCUCUGUUUUCAGAAAACGGCCUGCUUUCUCUGUGAAUCUGCUUCCAACUGACUGUCUAUGAAGUAUGUUUAGCUAAGUGAAUUGGAACUUCCUGUUUCUGAACAAAAUUGUAAUUUUUUAGUGUUGUUUAGCAAGAGAUUCCACGUCCUGACGAUUUCUGCAAAAGCAUUAUCGAUUAUUCAAAACGUUUUCCACACGAAUCUCAUGUUUGUAAAAGAAUCUUUGCAUUUUUGUUACACAUCACAAGGUGAAAUACAAGCGAUAGCCCGUUUUUACUUGUGUAUGAAUGUCUUUCUGAAUCUCUCUGUGUUUUUAAGUCUUUAGUGCUUUUGCGUAUGUAAGUGGUUCCUGAAGACAAAGGGCCAUGAAGAAUUUAAGAUACACUACAUAACUCUGACUUUUUGUGGUUGGAAAAAGUCGGAACACAAAAAAGAAAACUGAAAAAGAAUUUUUCAGAUAUUUCAUAUAUCUGUGUGUGUGUGUGUGUGUGUGUGUGUGUGUGUGUCAUAUAUAUAUGACAUAGUGUCAAAUACUCCAGUGUCAGUGUUGGAUUCCACUGAGUUUUCCUGUCUGACGGUGCUUAACCAUGGGAUUACAUUGAAUAGGUGCCAUUAUGAAAUUGGAAUUCAUCAGAUAUUCAAAUCUUCAAUGCAACUGUUUUGACCCCCUAAAAAAGGACCAAUUUUUAUCUGUAUGGCACAGCAAUGUCUGACAGUGUGUCUAAACUCCUGGGGGUAAGUCUCCACUACAUGUUACACAGGCGGAUUCUCGUCCGAAAUGAGGAAUAUGGAUUAUUAAGUCAAACAAUCGAUGUGAUAACAAGCAUGUUGCUCCAUGACUGAGCGUACAGUGCCGUAUGUGUUCUCAGUGUGUUGCAGAAUAACAUUCUGUAUGCAUUACUGACCAGAUUUUAUUCACAGUCUUCUUGGGAUGUACAGUAUUCGAAGGUGGACAUUUUGAGUGCCUUAUUUAUUAAAUUAUGGAAGAACAAAAAAACGCUUUGUUUGUUUGCGUCUGUGAGGACAUGGGGAUAGCUUCACGUUGGCUUCGGAAACAGUCAUUUCAUUGGCAUAAGGGAGGCUGUGUCUUUAUCAUCAGACCGGAGACCGGAGAGGAAGCUGGGAAUCCUUCAAUGGUUCAUGUUGAAAAGACCAUGAAAUUAGACAUACAAGGACUAUACAUUAUGAAUAUAUGAGUCUCAAAUUGAAAUACAAAUAAUUGACAGUGUAGCUGUUAUAUUGUAGAUUGUACAUUCGCAAUGUCUACCUGUCUGCAUCGUUUACAUUUGCGGUGGCUGUAAUGUACUGUUUAACGUUUGCUAUGUAUUUGAACCGUAGCCUCGUAUUUUUUUAUCUCAUGCCUUCAUGUUCAAAAGAUAUGAUCUUGAAAAUCUGUGGGUGUAGAAAUGUCAGGAAUAUUGUCAGCCCGCUCUGUAACCCUCACCAUUAAACACACACACACACACACACACACACACACACACACAUUAAAACCAGAAAAAGGAAGAAAAGCGUGAAAGGCUACCUGUUUCGUUUCUCUACCCCAAAAAAGCCCAACAGAUGGUUACGUGUAAUUACAUGUAAUGCACUAUUUUAUAAGUAUAUCUUUAUGCUGGCAGACGGUUAUGUCUCUGUGCCAUUGCUGGUUUUUUGUUUUAAUGUUCGUUUUAACGCUGGUUUCCCAUAUUAACAUCUUCUCUUCUAUGCUUAACCCCCAAUGGGGAAAGUGGUACCGUGACAGUGUAUAGGGUUGUACAUAGAUGUAAAUGACAGAGGAGCAACUUUGUGUGAAACUGUAACUUGUGUUUUGACUGUAGAGAAAUAUGACCCUGUGUUUACGAAGAGAGACAAGGCCUCAAUGUUCCUGUAUUUAUUGAGACAGAAAUAGCCUGUAAGCACUUUUUGUUAAAACAAAUAAAAAGUUUAUUUCAUUUAUUGUGCAUUAUAAUUGUCUUUUGUGUACAACAUGCAAUAAAUUGGACUCUAAACGGUAGAA